AUGCAACACUUCUCCAAAGAUGAUGGGUUCAACAUCUUCCGCCUUCCAGUUGGCUGGCAGUGGCUCGUCAACAAUCAGCUUGGUGGCACACUUGAUGCCACCAACUUUGGGAAGUAUGAUCAGCUUGUUCAGGGGUGCUUAGCUACUGGCGCAGCUUGUGUGAUUGACAUCCACAACUAUGCCCGCUGGAAUGGUCAGAUCAUCGGCCAAGGUGGACCGACAAAUGAUCAGUUCGUGAACCUGUGGACUCAACUGGCGACAAAAUACGCAAGCCAGGAGAAGGUCAUGUUUGGUCUCAUGAAUGAGCCUCAUGAUGUCCCUGACAUCAACAAAUGGGCAGAUACAGUACAAGCUGUGGUAACCGCUAUCCGUGGAGUAGCUAAGUCGCAACUUAUCCUCAUUCCUGGCAACGACUGGACAUCUGCUCAAGCAUUUCCUACAAAGUCCGGCCCAGCUCUUCUCAAAGUACAGAACCCCGAUGGCACCACCACUGGGCUUAUCUUCGACGUGCAUAAGUAUCUGGACCAAGACAACAGCGGCACUCACACCGAAUGCGUGACUGAUAACAUCAGCACCGCAUUCUCGCCGCUGGCGGACUGGCUGCGAACUAACAAGCGCCAGGCUAUCAACACUGAGACCGGUGGUGGUAACACUGCGAGCUGUGAAAAGUAUCUGUGCCAGCAGGUCACGUUCAUGAAUCAGAACAGCGAUGUCUUCAUUGGCAUCGUUGGCUGGAGCGCUGGAGCCUUCAGCUCACAGACUUAUGAGCUGAGUGAGGUCCCGACCAAGAACGGCAAUGCUUGGACGGACAGCGCAUUGGUUAAAGCAUGCUUGGCUAAGUCGGCUUAG
Messenger RNA from Phaeoacremonium minimum UCRPA7, 849 nucleotides. Its product is annotated as putative glycoside hydrolase family 5 protein. Bases 1 to 849 code for a protein of 282 amino acids. The record is from RefSeq and is a predicted model, not a curated record. The transcript has 4 exons. Gene Ontology annotation, biological process: glucan catabolic process. Lineage: Eukaryota; Fungi; Ascomycota; Sordariomycetes; Togniniales; Togniniaceae. Gene Ontology annotation, molecular function: hydrolase activity, hydrolyzing O-glycosyl compounds.